GCACAACGAUCAGUUCUUUCAAUGGCUUCAGCUGAAGGAUUCUUGUUUGCAGCUCCCGGCUUCCGUCGUAUUCAGCAUCAGCUACACACAUAAGAGACAGGACGAGAAGCCAAUACGAAUGGAAAAGGAAAGAACGAGAUACGAAGGAAGUGAUGACGUCACGCUGAACAAUAGUCGAUCGAAUUGUCAUUCCGUGGGAAUGAACCGGAUUCAAGCAGUUUAAACUAGCAGAACUACGUUGUGCUAGAUCCAUAGAAGUAUAUAGAAACACUAUGAAGAGUGUGUCUAACUAGUAUAUCGUUUCUCUGGUUAGAUCACUGCGAUCAAACGCUCUGACGUCAUUACUAUCGACGUCACAUUCCAGUGACGUCUGAGACACGCUGCGCUGGUAUCGAGAGAUCUGGUGGCUUAUAUAAACCGCAAGCAUGUGCGAUAUUAGUGGCGCUGGCGACGUGAAGACGCUACUAGGCAUUCUAAACUCAACUCUGGCGCGUAACCACGGAGUCCUCAUCAAGGUGGAACACGUCGAAACGCCGUCGAGCGGCGCAUGCGCGAACCUGACCGCCGCUGACGGCAGCGACGCCGACGACGUUGACGCUUUCCUGUACAUCAUCAUCGUCAUCUUGUUCUACGCGUUCAGCAUCGUCAUAUUGAUGGCGAAGUACAUGCGACAAGAAGCCGAGAACGCGCUGCUGCAUUCCUACUACGUCGAUUUCGUGCGACGCGACAAACUCUACCUGACUCUGCCGCCCGUGACCGACGCCAGUUGCGCGCGGGGACUGCGAUCGCUAGGUGGCGUUGAAUCGGCGACGCGGGUUACGACGGGGUCGCGUACGGCGACAGCGACGACGACGGCGGCGGCGGUGACAAACAAUGAGAACACGGGGACAGCGUUGCCGUGCGUCACGGAGGUGAACGAGAUAUCAGAGGCGUAAAGAACCUUCGCACAUAUACGUACGUAUAUACACGUACGUACACGUAUAUACACGUACGUGGGU
Molecule: messenger RNA, 998 nt
Organism: Priapulus caudatus
Lineage: Eukaryota; Metazoa; Priapulida; Priapulimorpha; Priapulimorphida; Priapulidae
Exons: 2
Coding region: 426-935 (169 amino acids)
Source: RefSeq, a predicted model, not a curated record